AUGGAGGACACGGCUUCCCCGUCCGCUCUGUGCGUGCACGCAGAUUACACUAAACUCUCAGAGAAGCGCCGGGAGGGGUGGAGAUAUUCACUGACAGACUGUUCACAGCACCUGAAACUCCAAGGUCCCAUGGUACAGAGGGGCAGUGCCCAGCUGGUGAAGCUGGAUUGCAUAGGAGAGCAUGGGGAUUCCAUGGAACACGGAAUAUUUUGGUUUCGCCAAAAGAAAAAUGAAAAAAAUCCAGAAGGAAUCGUUUAUCUUAGUAUGGUGAACAAAGAAUUAUACAGAGACCAAAAACAGAACAGUCAUUUCAAAGCAGACAAAUCAGGAAGUUCAUACACCCUAACCAUUAAAUCGUUUCAGAAUGAGGACCAGGGAACCUAUUACUGUAUGAUUAAUAAGAAUUCAGUGCUAACCUUCAGUCCUGGACACCAACUCUUCUAUCCUGAAGUAACAACGCCUAAACCAACCACAACCAAACCUCCAGCAACCUCAGGUACAGGCUCGAAGUCGGGAGAUGACUGUAGCUGCAACUCUGGAAAAACAGGAAAUACAAAGGCUGAAUCCUGGAAGAUUGAUUGUGAUAUACACAUCUGGGCCCCGCUUGUAGGACUUUGCGGAUUUCUUCUCAUCUGUCUGCUGACCACGGCCAUAAUGCUCUGCUUCCGUACAAGGAGAAGGAGAUGCCGUUGUAAACACAGGCCCUUGGAGGAAAGAAAUGGUCAGAUGAACCUCAUGAACAAACACAAGAAGUGAUUGUGGUGGACCUUCUCAGCCCUGGCUCUAUCUGCUGAC
Nanorana parkeri is the source of this 795-nucleotide messenger RNA. RefSeq names its product CD8a molecule (gene CD8A). The coding region runs from base 1 to 756 and encodes 251 amino acids. The record is from RefSeq and is a predicted model, not a curated record. NCBI's taxonomy places the organism in Eukaryota, Metazoa, Chordata, Amphibia, Anura, Dicroglossidae. The transcript has 6 exons.